Molecule: messenger RNA, 2134 nt
Organism: Hyposmocoma kahamanoa
Lineage: Eukaryota; Metazoa; Arthropoda; Insecta; Lepidoptera; Cosmopterigidae
Gene: ple
Product: tyrosine 3-monooxygenase
Exons: 8
Coding region: 117-1799 (560 amino acids)
Biological process (GO): dopamine biosynthetic process from tyrosine
Cellular component (GO): axon; cytoplasm; perikaryon
Molecular function (GO): iron ion binding; tyrosine 3-monooxygenase activity
Source: RefSeq, a predicted model, not a curated record
ACAGACUGGCAUUAGCCCGUGGUCAAGACGCCCAGCUCUCGCAGACUUACGCUAGCUAACCGUGCAGUGAACCCCGCGUUCAGGCCCUAUCGAACCCAGUGGAGUGUCGUGAAGCCAUGGCCGUCGCCGCUGCCCAGAAGAAUCGCGAGAUGUUCGCCAUCAAGAAGUCAUACAGCAUCGAGAACGGCUACCCAUCCCGCCGUCGCUCUCUCGUCGACGACGCAAGGUUCGAGACUCUAGUUGUAAAACAGACCAAGCAAAGUGUGCUUGAGGAGGCUCGUGCCCGCGCUAAUGACUCUGGUUUGGAAUCCGAAUUCGUCCAAGAAGGUCACAUUGGCAAGAGUGACAAAGCCACUACUGUCGAAGACGGCAUCUAUCAGGACGAAACCAAGAAUGGUCACCUGGCCGAUGCUGAAAUUAGCGAUGACCGAGAAAAAGAGGGCGAUGAUUACACACUGACCGAAGAGGAAGUGAUCCUGCAAAAUGCUGCUGGCGAAUCUCCAGAAGCGGAACAGGCGAUUCAAGAAGCCGCUUUGUUGCUCCGUAUGCGUGACGGAAUGGGAUCACUGGCGCGCAUCCUCAAGACCAUUGACAACUAUAAGGGGUGCGUCCAGCACCUCGAGACUCGCCCCUCUCAAGCUACUGGCAUCCAGUUUGACGCUCUUGUGAAAGUGAGCAUGUCUCGCAUCAACCUGCUCCAACUUAUCCGAUCUUUGCGACAGUCCACCUCUUUCGCCGGAGUUAACCUUCUCUCUGAGGACAACAUCACAACUAAGACCCCGUGGUUUCCUCGGCAUGCUUCGGAUUUGGACAAUUGCAACCAUUUGAUGACCAAGUAUGAGCCUGAGUUGGAUAUGAACCAUCCAGGAUUCGCCGACAAGGAAUACAGGGAGCGCAGAAAGGAAAUUGCUGAAAUUGCUUUCGGCUACAAAUGUGGAGACCCGAUUCCAUCCAUUACAUACACCGAGAGCGAGAACGCUACCUGGCAACAAGUUUUUAAUACCGUUCUCGACCUGAUGCCCAAGCACGCAUGCCAAGAAUACAAGGCCGCGUUUGAAAAAUUGCAACAGGCUGACAUAUUCGUGCCGCACCGCAUCCCACAGUUGGACGACGUAAGCAACUUUCUGCGGAAACAUACCGGAUUCACACUGCGCCCUGCGGCUGGUUUGCUAACUGCCCGCGACUUCCUCGCCUCGCUCGCCUUCCGUGUGUUCCAGUCUACCCAAUAUGUGCGCCAUGCUAACUCUCCAUUCCACACACCCGAACCUGACUGCAUCCAUGAACUUCUUGGACACAUUCCCCUGCUUGCUGACCCCAGUUUUGCUCAGUUCUCUCAAGAAAUUGGUCUGGCAUCUCUUGGUGCCUCGGACUCUGAAAUUGAAAAACUAUCCACUGUGUACUGGUUUACUGUAGAAUUUGGAUUGUGCAAGGAGAACCACCAACUGAAGGCUUACGGUGCCGCACUUCUGUCUUCCAUUGGAGAGCUGCUGCAUGCUCUGAGUGAUAAACCGGAACUUCGACCCUUCGAACCUGCUAGCACCUCUAUUCAACCCUAUCAAGACCAGGAAUAUCAGCCUAUUUACUAUGUUGCUGAAAGUUUCGAAGAUGCUAAAGACAAGUUCAGACGUUGGGUGUCGACCAUGUCGCGACCAUUCGAGGUGCGCUUCAAUCCCCAUACAGAGCGUGUCGAGGUGCUAGACUCCGUGGACAAACUAGAGACCCUCAUCUGGCAGCUGAACACUGAAAUGCUGCACCUUACUAACGCCGUGAAGAAGCUGAAGGGCUCACAUUUUGAGUAAUCGCCCUAUCUAUAAACACAUCAAUGGUUCAGUGCACGCGGCCUUGCCGCAUUCUGUAUAGCUAGUGAUACUAUUUUGAUUUAAGACUCGACGGCGUGUGUGGAGUGUGAGUGUGAGUGUGAGUGUGAAAGCCAUCGGAUGGUACUUCGUUAAACUCCCUUUUUUGUACCUUAUUGUAUUAUUUAUUAUGCCGAGCUCAUUGCCCGGGUCUCGGAAAGUGCACGGAUCUCCUGAUUGCCCAUUUGCGGAGGCUGUGUCCCUUUUUCGAGUCCUAUUAUUAUUAGUAUUAAUUUAUAAUUUAAAGAAAGACACAAAGAAAUAAAAAAUGGAGCACC